AUGCGCUUCCUAUUGAUAUUGAGCCUGGCCUCGAUGGCCCUGGCAUCACCUCUUGCUACCUCGCAUUUGACUGCAAGAGAUGAAGUCUUCCCUCAGUGUGCGACCGACUGUCAGAGUCAGGUCAUUGCCAGAGCUGUGACAAAAUGUUCCGCAGACGAUAUACCCUGCCUCUGUGCAGACGAAGCAUUCCAGGGAGAGGUUGCCAGUUGCGUAAUGAAACACUGCACUGGAAGCGAGGGACUGAUGGCCAAGCAUCUCAGCUCUAAGGCUUGUGGCAUUAUCACCAAACCGCUAUACGCCGAAGUAGAUGCGGGCACGCUUAUCCCGUUUCUAUUCGCCAGCUUCUUCUUCUCAAUUAGGAUUGCAUCUAAAGUGAUGCAUCUGGGCGGUGGCUGGGGCCCUGAUGAUUAUACCAUAAGCGUGGCAUAUGUACUUGCUAUUGUGAUUUAUACGCUACACACUCAAAUGAUUCGUUAUGGCUUUGGAAAAAACAUAUGGGACAUUCUUCCACAGGAGGAUAUAACAAUAGCAUUCAAGGUUUUCUUCGCCUACGUCUUGGUGUACAAGUCCUUGAUAUCCCUCGCAAAGAUAUCUGUCGGUCUCUUCCUGCUGCGAAUCUUCCGGUCAACCGCAUUCCGUUACGCUACUUAUGCCAUUAUUGCCAUCAAUGCUGCAAUUGGAAUCACAUGGAUACUAGUCGAUGCUUUCCACUGUAUUCCCGUCCAUCUAGCCUGGACCUCAUGGAGGAUGGAGGAGACUGGCACUUGCAUUGAUUUCAUGACAUCGACUUAUGUCAAUGGAUUUGUCAACAUAGUCGUUGACACUAUCAUGGUGUCAAUGCCCGUAUACGAAGUCGUCAAGCUAAAACUGGACCAUCGUAAGAAGGUAGGAGUUGCAGUGAUGUUUGGAAUGGGUCUAUUAUUGACGGCCAUUGGAAUUGUACGAGUGAUUAUCUUGUUCCAACACGAUCCUACCAAAAAUCCUACCUAUGAAAUGGCACCUCUAAAUUACUGGUCCAUGAUCGAAUGCCAGAUAGCGAUUGUCUGUGCCUGUCUACCUGCCAUCCGAACACUACUCAUGCACUUCGUUCCCGCAGUAUUUGGCCAAGCCACCGAGGCUGCGUCUCAAAAACGAGUGAAUCCCUCUUCUGAUAACUCCAAGGGAGACUACACAUCCAGCUCUACCUUGGUCGAGUCAGGGGAUGGCUACAUAUCCAAAACCAUGACGUAUUCGGUCAACACUACGAUCAAAUCCGAGUCCAGCCCCUCAGAGCCAUCAAUAAAUCUUGUCCAGAUUGAUCGGAGAAGGGUAUGA
Messenger RNA from Nannizzia gypsea CBS 118893, 1314 nucleotides. RefSeq names its product integral membrane protein. Lineage: Eukaryota; Fungi; Ascomycota; Eurotiomycetes; Onygenales; Arthrodermataceae. The transcript is spliced from 8 exons. Bases 1 to 1314 code for a protein of 437 amino acids. The record is from RefSeq and is a predicted model, not a curated record.